UCUCUGUCUCUCUGAUCUCUCUCAUAUGGCUACCAACAUUCUAACCUUCUCAAACCACAAUUUGGAGUUUGAUUCCAAGAAGAUUCAAGACUCUUUGGUGGGUUUGAGGCAACAACUGAAUCCAUCUUCUCUUGCUGGAUUAAGCCUACUUGAAAGGCAACAACUAAGGGAAACCUACAAAGCAGAGUAUGGUGAAGACUUAAUAAGUCACUUCCAAAGAUAUUAUAAUGAAGAAGAUGAUGGGUUGAAAUCAUCAUCAAUGAAAUGUUCUUUGUGUGCUUUGUCCUUGUGGAUUCUUGACCCACAUGAAAGAGAUGCAGUUAUAGCCAGAGAAGCUCUUCAACAAGAAGAUGAGAUCAAUUUCAAGGCUCUUGUGGAAAUUUUUGUGGGCAGAAAAUCAAGUCACGUUCUCCUUAUCACACAAGCAUAUAACAAAAGGUUUAGAAGGCUUUUGGAUCAAGACAUUAUCAAUUUGGACCCUCCAAGUCCAUUUCAGAAGAUUCUGGUGGCAUUAGCUGCAUCACACAAAGCACAUAAAGCAGAUGUGAGCCAACAUAUAUCUAAGUGCGAUGCAAGGAGGCUUUAUGAAACUGGUGAGGGAAGCUUAGGAGCUGCAGAUGAAGCUGUUGUUCUUGAAAUCCUAAGCAAGAGAAGCAUUCCCCAGUUGAAGCUAACAUUUUCCAGUUACAAACGCAUUUAUGGCCAUGACUACACAAAAGCCAUCAAGAGGGGAGAGUAUGGGCAAUUUGGUGAAGCUCUAAUUGUGGUUGUGAAAUGUAUUUAUAAUCCAGCAUGCUAUUAUGCAAAGUCACUGCAUAGAAGCAUGAAAGGGGGAAGAAGAGGCAUAGAAACAUUGGCACGAACAUUGAUAAGUAGGGUUGAGGUGGACAUGGAUGACAUCAACAAUGUUUUCAAGGAAAAGUAUGGCAAGGACCUUCCUCAUUUUCUUCAUGAAGCCAUUCCAUCCGGUCACUACAGAGAUUUUCUAGUUACCUUGGCCACCAGAUGUAAUAAUAAUAAUAAUUAAAAGUUUCUUCUUCUUAAGUA
Messenger RNA from Arachis duranensis, 1047 nucleotides. RefSeq lists its product as uncharacterized. Gene Ontology annotation, cellular component: cytoplasm. NCBI's taxonomy places the organism in Eukaryota, Viridiplantae, Streptophyta, Magnoliopsida, Fabales, Fabaceae. Gene Ontology annotation, molecular function: calcium ion binding; calcium-dependent phospholipid binding. The coding region runs from base 26 to 1027 and encodes 333 amino acids. The record is from RefSeq and is a predicted model, not a curated record. The transcript is spliced from 4 exons.